Messenger RNA from Nerophis lumbriciformis (worm pipefish), 1320 nucleotides. The record is from RefSeq and is a predicted model, not a curated record. Lineage: Eukaryota; Metazoa; Chordata; Actinopteri; Syngnathiformes; Syngnathidae.
AUGAAAUUUCCAAAAAGAAAGUUGUUUCUUCUCAUCAUUGUUGCAUAUGUAGCGUUUUCGCUCUACGCUGCAUACAAUGUGUUCUUUAGUAGUAAAGUCAUAUCGCGCGUUCACAGAGUGGAGAAGAAAGAAGCAGGACCCUCUGGUGUUCGAAAUGGCGGAGCCGCUCUAUCCAAUGGACAAGAGUGGAAUCCGUGGGAGGAUGAACAGGUGGAGUACAACUCCGCACUGAACAAAAAAAGAGAGGCAUUCAAACAGCAUAUGGCACGAAUCGAAAAGAACAAACCCACAAGAUAUAAGGUCCAAAUCUGGGGUAAAGCAGCCAUAGGACUUUACCUUUGGGAGCAUAUAUUGGAGGGACCCCUCAAUCCUACUGACAAGAUAGCACAAUGGAGAGAGGGUGAGAUCCAGUCAAGUAAAAUUGACUUCAGUUUCUACACAGGCCCUGCUGUAGUCCAAGGUCACGUACCCUUGGACAUGAACAGCCUGGUCCUGGUCCUGAACGGUCGUGAGCAGCAGAAAGUGGUAUACUCCACGCGUUGGUUGGAGCACGUCCAAGCUUUGGUACAAUCCCACACUGUUUCUCACGUGGCUGUGGUCCUGCUGGGCAAUGAGCACUGCAAGAAUGACUGGAUCGGGCCGUACCUUAAGAGACAUGGUGGCUUUGUGGACCUGCUCUUUUUGGUGUACGACAGCCCUUGGGUCAAUGAAAGAGAUGUCUUCCAAUGGCCCCUCGGUGUUGCCACAUACAGACAGUUUCCCUUGGUCCGGCCCAAUGCUGAGAUGAUCACCUCCAACCGUCCAUACUUGUGCAACUUCCUCGGUACCGUUUACAAAAAUUCUUCGAGGGAAACACUCAUGCAGGUUCUCAAAAACUCGGGCCUGGAGAAGGAGUGCAUUACCACUGCUAGGGAGAAAUGGCUCCCCCAAGAGACAGCAGACAGUCUGAAGCGAUAUCAAAGUGCCCUGGCCCAGAGCGAGCUCACCCUAUGCCCCGUCGGCAUCAACAGCGAAAGCUACCGCAUCUAUGAGGCCUGCUCUUACGGCUCAGUGCCGGUGGUGGAAGAUGUACUCACGCCGAGGACCUGCGCGGCCGGACCCAGCUCUCCCCUGCGCCUCCUCAAGGCAGCAGGAGCACCCUUCAUCUUUAUUAGUGAUUGGCGAGAGCUUCCCACAAUUAUGGAAGGAGAGAGAAGAAUAAGCCAAGAGCAAAGGGUAGACAGGAGGAGGAGGUUGCUGGAGUGGUAUGCCACGUUCCGCCAACAAAUGAAGGAGAGAUUCACUGAGGUCAUUGAGGAGAACUUUUUCAAAAGUGGCUGA